AUGACAAAACCCGCUUUUCUAGAGCUCCCCGCUGGAGCUCAACUCACAUACCUCGCUGAGGGUGGGGCCAAUAUCAUUUAUCGCAUUGCUUCAGCUCCCUCACCCUGCCAUACCGGCCCCACGGACACUUAUAGCUCUUCUGGGCCCCAUUUCAUUGUUCCUCCAGAGUUCAAGGGAAAAUUACUUCGUCUUCGAAAGGAAACAAAGACAGGAAUCUCAUACCAGGAGAUUGCGCGUAAUUUCGAUAGAACCAUCCGCCCAUUGUUCAGUCCUGACGAACUGGUGGACCAGGAGCUUGUGUACCUUCCGAGUGGACUUGUGCAACGCUGCAAUGAGCAACUAAGCGCGGCGGAGCGCAAUGGCGAACGCCCCAAGAAGCGUCAAGGCGUGUAUCUUUCGGUCACAGAGCCAUUUGGGCUUCUGGUUACCGAUAUGACGACUUUUGCUACCCCGAAUACCGUGCUUGCGGAAUUAAAGCCCAAAUGGCUCCUGCAGUCACCAUCAGCGCCAGUCAAUGCACGGAGAUGUCGCACGUGCGCAUUGCGGGACAUGAAGAAUUACCAGAGUCGGAGAGCAGGUGGGUCUGAAGAGAUCUCGUUUUGUCCGUUGAACCUGGUAUCGGACAAGUUUGAGAAUGUCCUGCGCGCAGCCAAGUACGUCAAGGGCUGUGAGGACCAAACCAGGCUGGCAAGGAUUCUCUAUCGCAACCCUACAUUGCAGAAACUCUUGACGCAUCAGAAGGCUAUGCGUGACGUGGGACUACAUGGGCCUUCGGCGCAGUCUCGAGAGCAGUCUCUUGCGAUGACUUUGCGAGACUGCACGAUGUUUAUAAAGGUAGCCCAUUCGACUCCCUCUAUGUGUACGAGACGAUUGGCUUACAGUAUUAGAUUCCGCGUGACGAGAUGGGGCCAGUGGAAGUCCGCCUUGGAGACUUAG
Messenger RNA from Aspergillus fumigatus Af293, 936 nucleotides. The record is from RefSeq and is a predicted model, not a curated record. Lineage: Eukaryota; Fungi; Ascomycota; Eurotiomycetes; Eurotiales; Aspergillaceae.